UCCCUGACACAAGAGACCAUGGUCAAGCGAGUUGCAAUUAUUGGAGCUGGUGUGAGUGGCCUCACCUCCAUCAAAUGCUGCUUGGAAGAGGGGCUGGAGCCCACCUGCUUUGAAAGGAGUGCUGACAUCGGAGGCCUAUGGCAAUUCACAGAAUAUGUUGAAGAGGGCAGGGCUAGCCUUUAUAAAUCUGUUGUUACGAACAGCAGCAAAGAGAUGUCCUGUUUCUCAGAUUUUCCUUUCCCAGAGGAUUUUCCAAACUUUGUGCCACACUCCCAAUUUUUGGAAUAUCUCAAGAUGUAUGCAAACAAGUUCAACCUUCUGAAAUGUAUCUGUUUCAAGACCGUUGUCCGCAAUGUGAAAAAAUGUCCAGAUUUCUCUGUCUCUGGCCAGUGGGAGGUAGCCACUGAACAUGAAGGGAAGAAAGAGUCAGCCAUAUUUGAUGCUGUCAUGGUCUGCACUGGUUAUCUCACUGACCCAUUUUUGCCACUAGAUACUUUACCAGGUAUCAACACCUUUAAAGGUCAGUACUUUCAUAGCAGGGAGUACAAGCAUUCAGAUCUAUUCAAGGAUAAGAGAAUCCUUGUGAUUGGCUUGGGGAACUCUGGCACAGAUAUUGCUGUGGAGGCCAGUCAUGUGGCUAAAAAGGUCUUGCUCAGCACCACUGGAGGUGCGUGGGUAAUGAAUCGAUUUCUUGACCAUGGGUAUCCUUGGGACAUGUUGUUCUCUUCUCGAUUUAAAAAUGCAUUAAGAGAUUGCCUCCCAACUUCAGUUGUAAACUGGUUACUUGGCAAACUAGCAGAUAGCUGGUUUGAUCAUGCAAACUAUGGUUUGGUUCCAGAAAACAGGACUUUCCUAAGAGAACCAGUACUGAAUGGUGAGCUCCCAGGACGCAUACUUACUGGGAAGGUGUUGAUUAAAUCUAGGGUGGAGAAAGUGAAGGAAAAUUCUGUGGUGUUUAAGAAUACUCCAGAAGAAGAGCCUAUUGAUAUAAUUGUCUUGGCCACAGGAUAUACUUUUUCUUUUCCUUUCCUUGAUGAAUCUAUAGUGAAAGUUGAAAACAAUCAGGCUUCUUUGUAUAAGUACGUAUUCCCUGCACAUCUGGAAAAACCAACACUGGCUGUCAUUGGCCUCAUCAAGCCCACAGGAUCCUUGAGUUCUACAUCAGAAGUACAAGCCCGAUGGGUCACACGAGUCCUAAAGGGCUUGAAUAAACUACCACCACCAGAGGCCAUGAGAGAAGACAUUAACCGAAGGAAAGCAAAUAAAGCCACUGGGUUUGGUAUACACUUCAAUCAGGUUUUGGAAACAAAUUACAUCACAUACGUAGAUGAGCUCUUGUCCUUCAUCAAUGCAAAACCCAACUUGUUAUCAAUGUUCCUGGUGGACCCACUACUGGCUUUUAAGGUUUUCUUCGGGCCACUUACUUCAUACCAGCAUCGUCUGACUGGCCCAGGGAAGUGGGAUGGAGCCAGGAAUGCCAUUCUGACCCAGUGGGACCGGACAAUCAAGCCAACAAAAACUCGAGUUGUACAAGAGCCUCCAGAUGCUUUUUCCUACCUCCUCAAAGUCUUCAGCUUUUUGGCUCUACUUGUGGCUAUAUUCCUUAUUUUCUAAUAGCUGAAGCCUGUGGUUCCUUAGACCAAAUGCACAGGGUAGCAGAGUAAUCUCCUAGAUCCUCCAUCAGAGCAGAGCUUUCCCUCAUGUGCCUCAUUCUCAGGAUAACUAACUUGAGACCUUACUCUUUUCACCUGGAAUCCACAUUCCCUCUAGAAACUCUGUGAAAGCCCUAUAUGCCAAUAGUCUUCAGGGGGUACUUUUCCCAUCCUUGUCCCUCUCCAGCUAUGUACUGACCUCUAUAUUCUACCUACCUAU
Trichosurus vulpecula (common brushtail) is the source of this 1872-nucleotide messenger RNA. RefSeq names its product dimethylaniline monooxygenase [N-oxide-forming] 1-like. The record is from RefSeq and is a predicted model, not a curated record. The transcript has 8 exons. Gene Ontology annotation, molecular function: flavin adenine dinucleotide binding; NADP binding; N,N-dimethylaniline monooxygenase activity. Lineage: Eukaryota; Metazoa; Chordata; Mammalia; Diprotodontia; Phalangeridae. Bases 19 to 1614 code for a protein of 531 amino acids.